UUUGCCCAAUCUCGAAUUUAGACAUGUUUUGUACUCAAACGCAUCCGCCUUUGGUCUGUAUCAAUCGGCUGGCCUAACACAGUUUAUCUUCCUCCAAACAGUUCAUAUUUUCGCGGUUCAACGCGGAGCGAUCUAUGACAAUCCUCUAGCAGAUUCGUUGCUCAUUCUUUUGGAAACCGAAUCCCCAAUUCUAUGUAGGCUAGUUCAGCCGACGUCGUGUGCUUUCCUGUUAACUGUCACCUUCAACAUGCCGUGAUUAGUUUCUCACGGGCGGAAUGCCAAACUGAUUCAGUGCAGGCAUUGGAACUCAUGCAAGUCAGACGCGUGGCGAUUGUUGAUAAUUGGCGAUUCAGUGCGCCCGUGUUCGCACCCGUACACUAGACCCGUACAUUCUUAAAUGAUGUGUUAGCUAUAUUUACGGAAAUAGCUCCGUUGACGAAAACUCUAUAAAUAUUUAUCGUAAUAGGUAUGUAUGCAAGGUGUUUUGCAUUGAUUCGAUUCUCCACUUCAUAAACAGCUGACUGUACCGGCUGAGAAGGACAGCUUCCACUACUGUUUGGAGUCUAAUACCCGUUUAACGAAAUUAGAAAGAUUUUAUCUGCGUUCUAAGUCCCGAAUUCUUGCCGAUCAACUAAUGUCUCGCAUACUGACUCAACCUACUUCAGUUUCUGCGUUUUUAUUUGCUGCUUGUAACUUGCACACGAGAGCUAAAUCGAAAUAUUAAAAUUAGCGAACUCCCUGGACAGUGCUGAACUAGUUGAGCGCGCCCGGUGCGACGGCCUUAGUACUCGAAAUUAUAAACAGGCGGCGAGUGCUGGUUCUGCUAUAAUUGCCAUAAGAAUCGCCGUCUUUAGUAAACGUGUGAGUCAGUUGUACUGUGGAGCUCUCGCUGUGUGGUGGACCAAAGAGCUGUGUGUAAUAUAAACGUAUAAAGACUUAACGAUUUCAAAGAGUUAAGUGCGUGUUCAUCUUUUUGUCAGCUUGAACUUCCAUGUCCUCCGGGGCUUGAUUAAGGUACCCAGUGCAUCAAUAAUCAUAACACUGCGGCCGUUGCCAUGAUGUAGUCAUUGUUUUCGUCCUAAUAUAUAAUACCUUCUGUAUCUUUAAGGUUAAAGCAUCACUAUUUCGUAUAAGAUUGUAUAUUUGUUAAUAGCAUAGAUGAUUCUGUGACUCACAGCAAACCUGUAGCUUCGCACACCUGUUAGAUACACAGACAUCUCUGUCAAAUGGAUUUGCGCGGUUUGUGUUUGUCGAAAAAGGGGCUCACUGUACCUUACCUCAAUCAUUUGUGAGCCAGAACAACUUUCUAUGAUAGUUUUAAGCUUUUUUAGGUUAGUAAAAAGUAGGUGGCAUUAUAUGGAUAUUGUCAACGCCAUAAUUGUCUAUCAAUCUAGAUCAGUUUAUUAGUUCGGUUACUCUUGCUUUGCAAAAUGCGGUAAUGCAUUAGAAAAAUUCUUUUGCGGAAGUGUAGUGAAUAUUUUACGAUUGCGACGUAAUGUGAACUUCAAUAAACUGCGAAGGUCGCUGCAAGGAACUCUUGGGACAUGAUAGGUCGUGGGCAAUCACAGACUGUAGGGACACUAUUGAUACAAAACCGUUUCAGCUUUCGAAAGUUAGCGGAUGUUUCAUUUAUUAGAAGCGGCCAGUAAGAUAUAGCUUCUCCAAUUUUAUUUCGCUAAAGCUUUUACAACUACAAGUUGUGUCUGCAUCUGGGAAAAUAUUUAGGGAUAUUUACAUUUCUUUUGUUGAAAUCAAUAGCGGGUUUAUUUCGCUUGAAUAAUAACGAUUGUUGUCGUGAGAUACAUUUUGCCGCAAAGCAUUACUAAAACACUUUGUGAUUGAUACACUUUGUGCAUCAACCUUUCAAUCAGGUUAUUGCAUCACUCGCUCGACUGAUACAGUCGCAUGUGUUUUUGCACAGUGUAAUAAGCACUACAAAGUUAGAAGAACAUAAUAAUUGCAGCGCCGAUUAACUUUUUCCAGAAUAUAAUGAGUGAACAAUGAGUGCGCAUUUAAAAUUGCCCCUUUUGUAGAUCACUAGCAGCGUCUUUUACGUAUGUUUAUGUAUAGAUGGGUACGCAGAUUAUUACUAUUCAUGGCAGGUUUUUCAACAUAAAAGAAAACACCUAACUGAGAAAUGGAUCAGAGUUUUUCACAGUGUGAGAACAGUAAAGCGACGGUUAAAGACCAUCUAAGCAAAUUCAUUGCUGCUUGCCAACUAGCAGUAUUCCGAUAAUCCACGCGUGUUGUCUUGCCGUUGCUAUUAGCCACACCAACCUCAGAUUAUUGGGAUGUACUAAGAACAUGAGCUGUUCUAAGCGAGUAGGAAUUACUGCAAUGUCAUCCAGGUUCCGGGUGUUUCGCAUCACAUACCGCUGCUUCAAUGACAUCUAUUCGGAGUAGAUCUCUUUAUUAAGCGUGCACCGCGUUUGUUCCGCUGACUUUUAUAGUUCUUAAUCGGCGCAGCCACAGACAAGGUGUGUAUGUGUAUACAUUUCAGCCUUAGUAAUUUAGUCUGUGAGCAUUUGAGCUUCAGUGAGUCUAUGAGCAUUAAUGUGUGACCGUAAAAAUGUCUAUUUACGUAGGAUUGGAAUAUCUUUUUCCGCCUGCCAUAUCAUAUAUAUUUUUUUUUAAUCAUCAAAAAAUCGACUGCCGAUUUGCAGUGUCAGCUCUUCAUCAUAAUGGACUUUUGGAAUUUAAUAGAUGAGGCAAUAGAAAACCUUCGGGCCCGAAAAUGUCGCCCGGAUGUGGACAAUAUCUUGGGCAUCCUCAUUAAAAAAAAAUGUCUAAUUACAAAAGACGGCCUUGAACAUACCCUCGAGCAGUUGGAGAUCCAAAACAAAAUUUACCGUUACAAAUUCAAAGGGCGUAUAAGCUAUCGCCAGACGGCCCAAAUGACUGCGCGCCAUAGCGGGAAGCUCGACGAACACGGAUCAUGCGAUAACGCCGGUUCAUACAGCUCGGACACUGAGGAGGAUUCUCAACCCGUCAAGAACGGAUCUGGUGCAGAGUUAACCAUCGGCGAGGACACGUGCGGACGUACGGUUUCAGAUCAAGUGACCAUCGAAGAUCGUCUCAAAGGUUUAACGCAACUAAGUUCGGCGGUGGGCACAAGCUCUGAUUCAGAUUCGCCGCAAGAGCGUCAUAAAUCAGAGAAAAAGAGAUCAGCUGAGAAGAGCGAAAUUAAGAGUUUCGAAGAGACCAAGGCACUUUCCAACUUGAAACGCAAUGCAUCUACAAACGACAUGGCCCGAGUAAGCGGCCGUAAGCGCAUAAAAAAGUCCCAUGGGCCUGAUUUUCAGACAGACAUUUUACACAUCGACUGCAAGCUACAACUCAGUACGUGCGCUAUCUGUCAAAAUAAAGACCAUGACCGACACCUGCUGCAGUGCUCUGCCUGCAAAGUUUACGUUCACGCUUCUUGUCUGCAGUUAACCGAGCGAUCAAUCCUGAAGAUUUCUGCAAACAAACAGUUUUUCUGUCUUCGCUGUAAGCCAUGCAAAUACUGCCAUAUCGCCCUCGAAACAAUUCAAGGUCUGAAUGAUUCAGCCAAUUCGCUAACGAAAAUCAUCGAAGGAAACGACGUUGUAUAUUGUUCUCAUUGUUACUCGGUGUUUCAUCUCAACUGCAUCCGGCCAGCACUAAACAGCAAACCCAAAGGAACGCCUUGGAUGUGUAGAAGAUGCACGUAUGAGAUGAACAAAAGACAUCGAGCAAAAGAAAGUAUAUUUCCCACAGCAGCGGAAACGGAGGCGGUUACCAACGAAAUGUCAUCUUCAGCUAUCAAGGCCAAUUUGAAGUUAGAACGGGAGAAACAGCGACGAGAUUCGAAACCUCGAGAUUUGAAAACCGAUAGUGAUGGCUCACUUUUGCAGACGAGUGACAUAAACACCAGGUCAACCCAAGGUAUCCGCUCAGCUCAGAUCAAUCGGCAAAAUUGUGACACCUGCUCAAGUGCCAUGGAUAUUCAGGAUAACGUUCAAGUGCCAACAAUAGAUAGAACCAGUGAAAAAUUUGGCAUUAAUGGUUGCAUGGACAGUAAUAAUAACGAUAACGGUAAAUGUGAGGUCGCGUCGUCUCUGAAGACAGAGAAGUGUAGUGGCAAAAAGCAAAGCGUGGGUUUGAAAAAGGUUUUCGUUAACGAUAAGGACUCUGAGUUGCGAAAGAAACUACUGGAAAGCAUGCUACCAUCGCCAGGCAGCAUCAACAAAAAGGUGGCCGGUAGCAUAGAUAACAAUAACAACAAAACGAGUAAGGUCGACGAGGAUCAGGUUGAUCGGGAUGCGCCAUGGCAGCAAGCUGUUUCUGAAAGCAGUGAAUCGACUUGCACCAUCAAAACCGAAGUUCCCCUGCCCGACUCACUUAGGUUCAAUAACAAUCUUCGGUGUGCUGAUCAACCUCCUAUUGUUUCUGAAAACCUACACGCCUUUACCCCAAGUAUCUCACCGGUAGCUGGUAGUUCGCUUGGGAAGAGCGAAAAAUCUUUCGUAAGUCUGCCAGUUUACUUUGAUAUCAACAGCAACGAUAUAGGAGAUCAUGCUACCUCUAUGACCACACCCUUACCGUUGCGGACUGUAACUCCUUCGAUUGGCUCACCUCACUCAUCGAUAGGAUCAGACACCGACAAACCUAUAAAUACGGGGACUUUGGCACAAUUUGCGAUUGACUAUCCAGACGUGUCAGCAUGGAGUGCUGUAAAGGUGGCUGACUUCUUUUCUGACAUAGGAUAUGUAAAUGAAGCGAAGGUCUUCGUUGAGCAGGAAAUUGAUGGAGCUUCUUUACUACUUCUCCAGCGUACCGAUGUUCUGAGCAUCCUCGGUUUAAAGCUGGGUCCAGCUUUGAAAAUGUUUCGCCACAUCCAUAGUUUACAAGAUGCGGCGGCUUCCUACUAGGCCACAAUUAGAUAUCUUGUAUAGGCUUAUUAUUCUAUUCAAGUCAGUUUUUUUUAGCUGCCGUUAAGGUGCAACAGAAAAAAACAGUUACCUAAGAGCUUUAUAUAACUAAAUAUUAUACGAAAUGUUAUAAUUUUCGAUGGAACAACACGAAAGUUUCCCUUACAAAAUCUCUUAUAGGGAAGGGCAAUUAUGUAAGAUUACUGUAACACUUGAAUUGGUAUAAAGCUUGCUUGAUUAAACCCAGCAAGAACAUGUUUAUAUAUAGGUAAAGAUGCUUGCUAUGGCAAACAUUUUUACCGACAACUAUACAAGAAAAGAGUUGCAAUGAGUACUUGAGUGAAUAUUUUUGGCCGUCGUAAAACCUUAAGUGUGUGGGCGGUUUCAUGCAUAGUGCCACUGCCCGCUAAAAUGGUGAUAUCUGUCGUGAUUAUUAGCACCUAUAGAACGAGCAUAAGAAUCUCAUUCAACACCAUCUCGUUUUUGGCAGACGUUGUUGAUGUGCAUAGCACUCGUUCAAUGAUGUGCAUAUUUUGCUAUACAUCCUUCAUAUACAUGUUUGUAUGAUACUGAACACAUGCUAUUAACUCUGAAAAAAAAAUAGAAAGAAGGAGGAAAUUUAGCUUCCACACAUUCAGGAGUCGAAGAAAAGUUACGAGAAAGAAAGAUCGUCGGCAGUACUCUUAAUUACUUGGAUUUAAAAAUUAAUUUUUACCUUUUGUUAUCCUCCCUUGUCAAGAAAAACGAUAUGACAGAACAUACAAUACAUGCCAAAAUAUAGCAUGGGUUAAUUACUACUACCAGCUAAGGAGUAGCUGCUUGAAUAUAAGACAGCUCGUCCACGGAUAUGCUCUGUUUGACACAGCUUAUCGACUAAACCACACGGGUCACAGUGUAGGGUGAUACUCUCAUCAGACAAAAACGCUAAAGAAGAUACGCAUUUGGAGGGGUUACCGAAUUGCUUUGAAGGGAAACUACUGCCUCAACCCGAUGAAACCAGACGUUGGGUGAUUCCGAUCAAAGACGGCACGUGAUGCUGCGCAUCUGUUAGCGUACUCGCAAGUGAGACAACGGCUUGUUGUAACAUAUGUUGUAUUCUUUGUGACUGACUAAAAAUACCCAAACUGUGCAUAGGAUAUUUCAAAUCUACGCGAAAUCACCAUUAUUAGGUACUUCGUGUUAUGAAUAGCACACGAUAACUGCCAUUAGCCAAAUGUCAUUUCCAAUCAAGAGCAAAUAUCUACGUCUAUUUGUUAUAAACAUAAACUGUAUAUUAUUAGUAGAAGUAACCUUAACAGAGAGAAUAAGACGACCAUAAAAGGCCGUGGCGCUAGCUCCUAUUGUGCGAUACGAGAGAACCGUUAUUAUACGCGGCACAUUUAUUAUUAUUAUAUGAUAUAUGAACUCGUUGGUAAACUCGCGCACGUUAUGAAUGAAAAAGACAAAGAAUGAAGCCCGCCGACAGAAUCGGUGGAAGAAAACAUUUUUGUGCAAUUAUUGUUAAUAAACUAUUUUUGGAGAUCAUUUGCAAAAAUA
This is a messenger RNA of Varroa destructor (honeybee mite), 6428 nucleotides long. RefSeq lists its product as uncharacterized. Gene Ontology annotation, biological process: negative regulation of DNA-templated transcription. The record is from RefSeq and is a predicted model, not a curated record. Gene Ontology annotation, cellular component: nucleus. Gene Ontology annotation, molecular function: histone binding; chromatin binding; DNA binding. Lineage: Eukaryota; Metazoa; Arthropoda; Arachnida; Mesostigmata; Varroidae.